This is a messenger RNA of Plasmodium adleri (nom. inval.), 3711 nucleotides long. RefSeq names its product conserved Plasmodium protein, unknown function. The transcript has a single exon. The coding region runs from base 1 to 3711 and encodes 1236 amino acids. Gene Ontology annotation, molecular function: protein-lysine N-methyltransferase activity. The record is from RefSeq and is a predicted model, not a curated record. Gene Ontology annotation, biological process: peptidyl-lysine monomethylation. NCBI's taxonomy places the organism in Eukaryota, Apicomplexa, Aconoidasida, Haemosporida, Plasmodiidae.
AUGCUUAAACAGAAGAAUGGUUUUUACAUAUUCAUAAGAACUAUAUUAUUAUCAUUACUAAUAUAUAUAUGGUCAGGUGAAAAUGUUAUGACAUACAAUAGAAAUAUCAAACGUAGAAAGAAUUUAUCGUUUUACAUAUAUAAUAAUAAUAUAUAUGAUUCAAAACUUGUUUAUAAUAUAUAUAAGAAGGAUAUUAAAAAACAAAAAAAGUGUCAUAUUAAAAAAAUUAAGAAUCACCAUUUUUUAGAACAUAUAAACAAUAACACGGAUAGUAACAAAUAUAUAUCAAAUAAAAAUGAUUUAUUAAAACAUUUAGAAAUAUUAAGUCAACAAUUGUUAGAAAAAAAAUUACAACCAUUUGAAAAAAUACUAGAAGAAAGAAAUAAUAUAAAUAAUGAAGAAAAUAAAAAUAACAAUAAAAAUAAUUUUUCUAUAAAUAAUUUAUAUCAUUAUAUACAAUCUACACACCCAUUAGCUUUACAAAACAUUAAAUUUAUUUAUCAAGAUAGAAAAAAAUAUACAUUCACCAAAAAUAAAAUAUCUGAUGAUUUUUUAAAUACUGAUCAAAUACCAAUUGAAUCAAGUUUAUUAAAAAAAUAUACAAACAAUGAAGACCAAAAGAAUUGUCACACUCAAAAGGAUAUAACUCAUAAUGAUAUACACAAUAAUAUUCACAAUAAUAAUAAUGAUAUGUGUGAUGAUUUAUCAAAUAAUUCCAUAUUAUGUAUGACCACAAAUAAGUAUAUACCUAAAGAUCAAAAAAUUUGCAGUAUUCCUAAUAAUUAUAUUAUUAAUUAUGAAAAUAUAAUAAAAGAAAUACAAAUAUUCGUAAACCAUUUUAAUAAUUAUUUUAAGGUUAAUUAUUUAAAAUAUAUUUUUAAAAAUAACAUAGAGGAUGAAAUUAAUAAAUUAGAUUCUAUCACCAUCUUAUUAUAUGAUAUAUAUAUAAAACAUAAUUCUUUUUUAAAUUUUAUCAAAUAUUAUAAUUCCUCUUCUAUAUAUUUAAAAUACUGGGAUAUUAAAUUAACACUAAUUAUAACAUACAUACAUUUUAUAUCAAAAUAUAUUAACACAUUACUUUAUAUAUACAAUUUUAAUAAUUCCCUUUUUACCAUAUUACAUAAAUAUUAUAUUGACCACACACAAAAAAAAAAAAAAAAUUGCCACACAACUCAUUCAAAUAAUUAUAAUCAAAAUGGUGAUACUAACCAUCUAUCAAAUCAUGACAAAAAUUUAAACAAUAAUGAAAAGGUAAUACAUAUAGAGGAAAAUAUAAAUAUCAAACAACAUGAUGAACUAAACAAAAAUAAUAUAUCUAAUAUGAAUCAUAUAAAUGAUUUAUAUAUAAAAUAUAAUUAUAAUAACUAUAUGCAAAACAAAAUAGAUUCAUUUUAUAACUCAUCAUCUUUUAUUAAUAAUAUACAUUCAUUUAUUAAAUCUAAAACAUCAGAAAUAUUAAGAAAUCAUUCAAACUUUUUUUUUUAUAAAAAUUAUGAACAUUAUAUUCAAUAUAUUGUAAACAAAGAAAAAUUAAAUCACUUACCAUUAUAUUAUAAAGAUUCAUCCUUUUAUCUUUUUAAUAAUAAUAACAUAAAAAAUAUCAUACUUUAUAGAAAACAAAUGAUACAUGAAUUUAUUAAAAUGUGUACAUCUCAAGAAAAUUACAAUGAACCAUAUUUUCAUUUUAUUGAUAAAAAUAUUAUACACAAAAUAUUAUUUACUAAUAAUAAAUUAUUUAUUCAGCUAGAUAAAAUUAUAAAUAAUAAUAUAAAUACGAAUGAACAACAAAAAAAUAAUACACAUCAUUUUGAAACGCCUACAUUAAAGGAGCAACAAAAAUUAAAUAUUAACACAUUAUAUAACUAUAUAAUGUUAAGUUUUUAUGAAAAUGAUAAUAUAAUGGGAGAUAAUAAAAAUGGUGAUAAUAAAAAUGUUGAUGAGACUUAUAAUCACAAUAGUGAUAAUAACCAUCAUCAUAAUAAUAAUAUAUCUUGUGAUAAAAAUAUUGAUAUAAAUAAUUAUUCUAAUGAAUCCUUUGAAAAAUUAAAAGAACUUAUUAAAAAUACAAUAAACGAUGUAGCAUAUAAUAACUCUAUAUUUAAUUCAUUUGAAAAUAUUUUUAAUUACAAUUUUGUAAUGCAUAUUUAUUCUUAUGUUAGUACUCAUGCCAUAAAAAUGAAAUCGUCUUUAAAUUUAUAUACCUCAAAUAAUGAUACAAAUAAUAGUAUGCAAAAUAAUAUGAAAAAAAAAUACGAUACACAAAAUGAUGAAAAUAUAUAUAAACUUAAAGACAAUAUUAUUAACAGUAGUAUAAAAAUGGAAGAUGAACAAAAAACUAUUGAAGAAUUAUAUAUAAAAGAAUGUUCUGAUUUUAAUUUUAAUGAAUAUGAACAGAAAGAAAAACAAAACGAAAACAAAAAUAAAAAUAUGUGCCUAAUACCAAUUAUAGAUGUAUGCAAUCAUAGUAGUCUUUCUAAUAAUUCAACAAUAAACAAAGAAGACCUCACUGUUAAAUAUGACAAUGUAAAUAAUAAAAUUUGUCAACAUGAUGAGGAUUAUUUAAAAAAUAUACAACAAUAUCAAUAUAAGGAAGAAAUAAAUGAUAGUGUUAAAAAUGGGGUGAAUCAAGAAGAUUCUUUAUCUUUUUAUAGUGAAAAAAAUAAAAAUAAAAAUAAAAAAAAUUAUAUAGAUCAUAAGGAUAAUAAUAAAAACAAUCACAAUAAUCUGAACCCAUUAUUAAUACCCUCUUCCAUAAUACAUAAGAUCCAAAGUGUUCACUUGAUAAGCUCAAAAAAAAUCGAAGAAGGUGAAGAAAUCACCGUGAGCUAUGGAAAUGCUAGCAACGAUCUUUUAUUAUUAGAAUAUGGUUUUAUUGAAAAAGAAAAAGAAACGAAAGUUUAUUUUAAUUUUGAUAUAAAAAUUAUAAGGGAAAUUAUUAUACAAAUAUUAGGAGUUGAUAAACUCCCUUUAAUCAUGUUAGAUAGCUUAGAACAAGUAAAAGUCAACUUAUUUAAACAACUAAAUAUUAUUGAUGAUAAUCAAAGUGUAUAUCAACGUUUUGAUACAAAAAAUUUAGAAAGUGCACAUAUUACAAGAAAAAAAAAAGAAAUCUUUAAUGAUUAUCUAAGGAAAAAUAAAUAUUUUAAUGAAUAUAAUAUAUUUACAAUGAAAGAUCGUAUUAAUAAAUUUUUUAUUGAUGAAAAAUUACAACAUGAUUCUAGAAAAAAAAAUAAAAAAAAUUAUCUUUAUAUUGGUUCUAAUCAUAUUGUAGAUCCUAUUUUAUUAGCUACAAUAAGAAUAAUUAUUUAUGAUGAUAUUAAUCACCUUUCUAAAAUAAACAUAAAUGAGUUAACUUCAUGGAAUCAUUAUUUAUCUAUCGAUUCUGAAAUGGUAGUUAUACAAAUAUUAAUAAAAUUAAUUGAUGAAAUUAUUUAUGAACACUUUUCUUAUAUUAAUUAUGAAUAUAUAUUAAAACAAGGUUUUAUAAAAUAUGAAGACCUAAAAUUUCUACACAAUAAAUUCUUACAAAUCAAUACGUUACACUCUCAUAAAUCUAUAAACCUAUUAGAAUAUAAUAAUUUUUUUAUAACUAUAUAUAAUAUUCUAAAAAUUAAAGAAUUAAAAAAUGCUAAAGAUAAACUUAAUCAAAAAUUUAACCAAAUGAAACAUCUUUUCAACGAACAAAAUAAAAAUGAAAAUAAAAUAAAAUGA